This is a messenger RNA of Aplosporella prunicola CBS 121167, 492 nucleotides long. RefSeq lists its product as uncharacterized. Lineage: Eukaryota; Fungi; Ascomycota; Dothideomycetes; Botryosphaeriales; Aplosporellaceae. The record is from RefSeq and is a predicted model, not a curated record. The transcript is spliced from 2 exons. Bases 1 to 492 code for a protein of 163 amino acids.
AUGCGCUUCUCCAUCGCCCGCUUCGCCAUCGCUACGGCAUUAGUGCCGGCCGCGCUCGCAGCGCCGCUCGGAAAUGAACUGGCACCCGCUCUCGAAACCAGAGACCCCGCAGGCGGCAUCAUCCACAUCAGCAAAAACCACGACGCGAGCACACGCAUCAGCAACACGCCCCCGGAGGCCCGCUCGCUAGAGCCCCGCGGACUCCCGAUCCCAAUCCACGACACGAUAACCGAGACGUCGCAAAUCGCACUCCUGCAGGCGUGGGACGAUCUCGGCGUCUCCACCGACGAGCCCCUCGACGUGAAGAGCAAGUCCGCAGGCGGCUCGAGCAAAGAGGACAAAGUGUUGCAGAGCCUGACGGGGUCGGAGGACGAGGGCGUGCGGAAGCUGCUUGCGCCCAAGGGGGCGGUGGAUGCCGAGGUUGAGGAAGUCAAGAUCGAGCCGAUGACGGGGAAUGGUGUUAAGGGGAGCGUGUAUUAUGCUGUCUCUUAG